Molecule: messenger RNA, 4310 nt
Organism: Rhipicephalus sanguineus (brown dog tick)
Lineage: Eukaryota; Metazoa; Arthropoda; Arachnida; Ixodida; Ixodidae
Product: zinc finger protein 609-like
Biological process (GO): regulation of transcription by RNA polymerase II
Cellular component (GO): nucleus
Source: RefSeq, a predicted model, not a curated record
CCGACGCCAGGCGGAUCCACGAUCGCCGACGUUGCCGUUCAAAAUGGCGGGCCAAGAUCGUUUUGUUGUGUGUUCUGGCUGCUGAAAAAAAAAACGACUCUUCAGGAUGCGUUGGCUUGGAUGCUUUUGUUGCAAACGCCGCUAGUGCUUGCAGGCGGGAUGCGUAGCCGGUCGAGUGGCACCCAAUGAAAGACCCUCCCCCGGGGGCCUGCUGUGCGUCGUCGGCGGUGGAUGGCCAGCCGGGCAGUAGCCACCAGGGGGCCUUGACCGGGGCGGCGGUGCCCUCUGGCGGCGGCGGCUUCGAUGACGACUACAACGAGUGGGAGCUGGGCAUUGGGGAUCUCAUCAUCGACCUGGACGCCGACAUAGAGAAGAGCAACGACCCCAUGGCCUCCUCCUCGGCCGCGGCCUCCCCGCCCGUCGAGCACCAGGCAACCGUGGACAAGGGUCUUAAGAUGAAGAUCAAGCGGAAGAACCUGGCCAAGCACGAAAUAGUAAAGGCGCAAGACACUGGUGCAUCCCCACCACCUUUGGCACCACUGCCAAGCACUAAGCACUCGUCAUCGUCCGUGUCGUCCUCAUCGUCAUCAUCAUCGUCAUCCAAGAGCAGCGGCCGCAGUGGAUCUCACAAGAAGAAGCGCAUCGAAAACGGGGCCUCACCCCCACGCCUCCAGUGUUCUCUGGGAGCUCCCCUUCCUCCUCCCCCUCCCCCCUCUCUGUCCCCUCCUCCUGCCCCCACUGUUCCUCCAUCAUCCCAGGCACCUUCCACCACCUCUGCUGUCCCACCUGCCCCCAUGGAGCAGACGGCUGCAAACGGUGUGCCAUCAUCACCCCCAGAGGAAGGUAGCAGCAUGCCAGCUGGCUCAGCGACCUUGCCAACACUGGAGGAAGCUGCCACUGCUACUGCCACUGCUGCUGCUGCUGCUGAUGCAACAAAGCGAGUGAUAAAGGUGGAGUGCCCGGACAGUCCUGCAAAGGUUGUGGCAGCGAGUACCAGUGUAGAGCGGAAGGAUAGCGGCGUGCUGUGCACGUCGGUGGGAACCAUCACCGAGCCCGAUUGUCUGGGGCCCUGUGAGCCCGGAACUAGUGUCACUCUCGAGGGCAUUGUCUGGCAGGAGACUGAAGGCGGUGUGCUGGUGGUGAACGUGACAUGGCGAGGCAAGACGUACGUGGGCACCCUGCUGGACUGCACAAGGCACGACUGGGCCCCUCCACGGUUUUGUGAGUCUCCCACUAGCGACUUGGAUGCUAAGGGUGGCCUCCCCAAGGGGGGACGUCCAAAGAGGGCUCGGGGUGACGCCGAAGCAUCGGCCCGCGCAGCUCCUGUCCAGGGAAAGCUUCGCAACGGGAAAGGGCGCCGAUUUGCAGUCCCCUGCAGUCCAGCCAAGAAUGAGGGUCGCCGCCGGAACAAGCCACCGGAGUUGGAGCUCAGUCCUCCUGACAAGAAGAGGGCCCGGGCGCGGAGUACGCCCACUCCCGAGGCUCCCUGCUCCCCGGCCCUCAUCCUGUGCCCGGAGCCCAAUUGCGGCAAGAAGUACAAACACAUCAACGGCCUGCGCUACCACCAGAGUCAUGCGCAUGGGUGUGGGGAUGCAAAGGGGGGUGAGGAGGAGACGUCCGAUGGCGGAGAGGAAUGCAGUAGGCCACCCAGUCCUGAUUUAGCACCUCCGGCGGAGGAGGCACCUCCAACACCUGCAGUGGUGCAGGCGCCAGCAGCAGCAGCAGCCGCCGCCGCCGCCACUGCAGCCGCAGCCACAGUCGCAGCAUCUACACCGACAUCAACAACACCAGUUUCGGCGACACCCUCCCCCGCACCCCCCAUGCCCCCCACUUCUCCCGUGUCUGUCACUGUCAGCAUCCCAACGUCACAAGUGUUUUCGUUUGUGCCUGCGAGUGCGCCACGAGCUUCCACUCCCCCACGCCCUUCUGUUGUGUGUGGUCCUGCAGCCCCGUGUUCUCCCGAGUCGCCCCACGUGAAUGUGGCGCCCCCGAGUCCAGCGAAAGUGCUCGCAACAACUGUGGAGACUCCUCCUCCGCAGUCUGACCCCAACCGACCCCACAAGAGACCUCAUAAAAAAAGCAAGAGCCGCAAGCCAGACGGCAAUGGCUCAGUGGUUAUGCAGGAUGAGGUAGGGCCAGAAGGUGCUCCGCCUUCCCUUGCAGAGUCUGGACCACCACAAGAGCAGGCCCCACCACAUCUGGAGGAGAGCGUUCAGAGUCCAGCGUAUUCGGACAUAUCUGACGAUGCUGCUCCUUUGUUAGAAGCGGCAAAGGAUAAAGAGCCUCCUCGCACAUCCUCUGAACUGUAUGGUGUGUACCCUUACUUUGGGCAGCCCCCAUACCUUCUCCCUGGGGUGCAGGCACCCGAGGGAAAGCCUGUGUCCAUAGCUGGACCAGGAUCAUCAGUUGAUGAAGACUCUAAAAAGGAUGUCAGUAGUCGAGACAAAACAACCAAGGAAGCUGGCACUUCCCGUCCCCAGGAAGGGAAGAAGCCAGACACAGACUUUCCUCAGUUUCCUCCUUAUUCCCUGUGUGCAGCUAGCCCCUUUGUGCAAGGCACUCCAGGAUUUUCUUACGACCCUUACCGUGUACAUUUAGUGGAGCCGCCCUUCAAGGAAGACAAAGGUGCCGCUGCUUCAAGCAAGGAACCCACCGCAGAUAAGGCCCCACCACCUGAGAAGGCUCCCCCUCCUUCAAGACCAUCCAUGACACCCCGCCGACCAUCUCCCGAGCCACCCCCUGCAUUGACCAAGGACCUUGAGUGCAAGGAGGAACCCAAGCCGGAGACCAAGUGGCCCUAUGAUUCGCUGUAUGAGCAACGGUUAUUCUACCUUCGCCCUGAGCAGACAGCACCCCCUCCUGCCCCUCCUGCUGAAAUUGUUCCCAAGGAGGAUCUAAUCACACGUUGUGAAAGGGAAGCAGCAGAGCCAACCGAUCUGGUCGUAUGCCCCGCGCCAUUUCGGUCCCCUAACCUCGUGGCGCCCUUGGUUUGUAGUGCCCCCAAGCCCAUGGAAGCAGGCGCCGCCACAGAGACCCUACCGUGUGAUGCCAUGAUAGCAAGCCAGCAGGCAGCUGCGUGCGCCGUGGCAGCCUCAUCAAACCUGCACCCGUUUGUGCCCAAGUGAGGCUUCCCCACAGUACCUGGCGGGGAGGUGCAACGACCACCCCGAUGUGUAAAUAACCGCUGCUGUGUGUGGUGUGGGGCCCGAACUGGACCGCCUGAUGUGCAAAAGAAGGCCCCCUCCCUGCUGUGACCCCGCCCAGCUCCCUCACAAGCUUGCGUGCCCUCCCACCUCGUGAGCGUGAUGUGUAUGUGCGUGUGUGUGCGAUUGUUGCUGCCACUCGCGUGCGGCUGUGGUGCGAACCCGGUUUCCCCACCCUGUGUACAUAGCGCGACAUGACUGACCCCACCUCCAUUCCUGCGACUCCCCAGCAGUGGCUUUAGACGCGUGCUCUCUAUCAUCAUCCCCUCUGACACUGCCACGACAGCGCCGUCUUCUGUGAGGAUGGCAUCACCACUCCCCACCUCCCCCCUCAUCCCGUUUCUGAUGCUGCUUCUCAGAUCAUCUCGGUGACUUCGCUGGAGCCUCCAAUCUGACAUUGCGAACGAGAUGUUCUCUGUGCCCUCCUUUUACAACCCUCUCGAUGUUGAUGUGUGCAUAGAAGGUGUGGUGUAUCUACAUGCCAAGCAAGUUUCUCCAACGACGAAGAAAAAAGGAGUGUGCGCUGCUGUUGAGUGUUUUAUAAGGAGGCGGGGUCCUCCUUAGACACCCCCAUCCCCACCCCCUCCUUUUCUCAGUUUUUCAUUUCCACUCACCUUUAUGGGCCUGCCCCCUCCUUUCCCUGCCCUGUUCAAUUCUCCCAGUCUUGGGAGGCUGUACAAAGUGUUAAAUAUUUCGUGGUACUGUUUCAUUGUAAGCUAUAGUUUCAUAUUAUCCACUCUAUUAUUUUUCUCCACUACUUUCUCCUUUACCCAUCCUGCUGUGCCUGGUUUGCAGCAGAGUUAUCCCUUCCUGCCCACAUCCCCACCACCCUCAAUAUUCUGUUGGUGUCCUAGUGACUGUAUUUUUACGAAGGCAAAUACAGUUGUGCCUUUGAGCACCUCUAGUCCUCUCUUGCAGCUCUGCUGAUUGCGCUAGGUAAGGAGGAACUAACUGCUAGGCACUGUCAACUCAUGAGACACCUUGGGGAAUUGAGAAAAAAAGAAAAGCUCCUGUACAAAGAAGUGCCGGGUUCGAGUCAUGUUUGUGCAGCGUGUACCCCAGGUGUCAAAAAAACGUUUGGAAUUACAUGUUCAUUUUUCAAACGUU